Molecule: messenger RNA, 4058 nt
Organism: Chelonoidis abingdonii (Abingdon island giant tortoise)
Lineage: Eukaryota; Metazoa; Chordata; Testudines; Testudinidae
Gene: C11H19orf47
Product: chromosome 11 C19orf47 homolog
Cellular component (GO): nucleus
Source: RefSeq, a predicted model, not a curated record
GCUUUUCAGCACUGUGAGAGCCAGGCCCCACUGGGGUCUUUCUGGAUUUCCCACAAUGGUGUCAGUUACAAUGGCUACAUCUGAGUGGAUUCAGUUUUUUAAGGAAGCUGGGAUUCCUCCAGGCCCUGCUGUCAACUACGCAGUUAUGUUUGUGGAUAACAGAAUCCAGAAGAACAUGCUGCUGGACCUGAACAAGGAGAUCAUGAAUGAGCUAGGGAUCACGGUGGUGGGGGAUAUUAUCGCUAUCCUCAAGCACGCGAAAGUUGUUUACAGACAGGAGAUGUGCAAGGCCGCUACUGAAUCGGUGUCCUCCAACCAGCCCAGUAUGCAGUCAGAGCUCCGCAGGAACGCCACCAGCGCCGCCACCCGUAUGAUCGCUAACAGCUUAAGCCGAGAUUCGCCACCUGCCACCCCUGUCCGAAGACCUGACACCAGUACAUCCAAAAUCUCUGUUACUGUGUCCAACAAAACGGCUGUGAAGAACGCAAAAGCAGCGUUAUGCGAUCCAGCGGACGAGAGCCUGGUGAGGCCGGUGAAACGACGGCGAGUUACAGCGGAGAUGGAAGGGAAGUACAUCAUCAACAUGCCAAAAGGUACCACGCCCAGGACUAAGAAAAUCCUGGAACAGCAGGCAGCAAAAGGUACCACUGGUGUGCCCAGGACGUCUGUGUUUGACCGGCUGGGAGCUGAGAUGAAGGCAGACACAACCACAGGAAAUAAGCCUACAGGGGUCUUCAGCCGACUGGGGGACGCACUGGAGGCAGAGGAGGACAAAGCCGCGCAGAGUGACGACGACUGCUCCGUCCUGCAGUAUGCUGGGGUCCUGAAGAAGCUCUCCAAGCCUUUACGCAAGGAACAUGCCGAACCAGGAGUAACCAUCAAAGCAAAAGCCACGAGCUCGGAGGCAAAACCAGCUGUGACGACCAUUCGGCGACUUGGCAACAAGAGCUCCAGCCUGGCGGUGAAGGAAAAGAAGCUGGAAUCAACGUCCAAAGUCAGUGUCAUCCAGAGACUGGGCAAGCCCUCCCUGCCCACCGAGGCCCAGGACAGCAGCGUCACCAGCACAAAGAACAAAGCUGCGCCGCAGUUCAGGGUCACUCUAAAGAGGACUUUGGGUAGCGCUAAGGUAAGCAGCACCAGCGAAAUCUAUAGCGCUCAGAUGGACAAUACAGGGACUGUUAGUGUCUUUAAAAGACUGGGCAAGAAGGCAAACUGAUCGGUGAACAGCGCCUGGAAGGUUUGGUUCUGUAGCUGCUAGUAUCCGAACCACUUUGUCCUUUGUCUGCAUUGUUCCCACUCUCUUUACAUGCAUGAAACCCUGUGUGGGGGAUCCCCAGAGACCCAUCUCUGUCUCCUUCGGCAGGAUCGGGGCACCUGGCCCAGACCCAACUUGGCUUGAGUGCAGUGUGCGUUUGCUCUGCUCCUGGCUCACUCCUUACCAUUAAACUCAAAAGGCACAAGCCGCUGUGUGAAAUGAGUUGGGAUUCUUGCAGGGUGGCUGCCGACAUCAAAACAGAACCUUCGCAAUUGGUGUGAGUUGUGCGCCCCCUUGCCUGGAGGCCCCAGCAGAGAAGACCAGGCGAGAAUGGGUCAUGGAGACUACACCCCUCCUCCCCGCAAUGGGUCUGCAGCGCGGCAGCAGCCUGGGCUCUGGCUGAUGGAGGGUUUUCCUCUCCCAGGCUGUCGACCAAGCGCCUUUCACCAGCGCUAAAGUUCACUGAAAGCUUUUUUCUAUUCUUCUUUUUUUCUAUCUUUUUCCCUCUGCAGGUUCUUGCCUGUAUCUAGGAAGUAGCAUCUCGAGGUCUCCGUACAGAGAUAAUACGGAGCAGGGACACUGUGCUGGAACUCUUGAGUCUAAGAGGGUUUCCUAGCAUCCUAUAAAACCAAACGUAAGGGCUCCAGGACACUGCGCAGGCGCCUGUUUGAAUGCUGUCAGUCCAAGAGUAUUAAUCUGAGACCCAUGGGAGAUGUCUCUUCUCCUUCCAUCCUCACACCUGCUCUUGUGCAAACAUUUCUUAGUCCCUGUGCUAGCAUCACUCCAUCUGCCUCGGCCAGUACAGCAUUACACUUGUAUUCCAGGCAUGGGGUUCCUCCCGGAUCUGUGCAGAUCUUGCACUCUGAGAGUGCGGCAUGAAUUCAGACAGGUCAAUGGGCAGCUCCAGAGUCCGCCAGGAACAUGCUAAGAGUGUGCGUGGCCCGGAUUUGUUUGGCCAGUUCAAGAAGAAAUAUUUUGUUUGUGGGGGAUGGGGAGAUAUUUUGUUCAGACUUCAGUGGCCAGUUGCCCUCAAGUGUAAAGGUAGCACAGUUCUGCACAGGGCUGGCUUUCUCUUCGGAUUUCCCAGCUCAGAGUCAAUUGGCCUUGUCCCAAGAGGCUAGAUACUGGCAUUGCUUUCCAGGAGGCAGCAUAACUGCCCUCUCUUUAUGGAAUUUCAGCCUCCUCAUGCUGAGAGGUUUGGUUUUGAGUGGCACCGAGAUUCAGCAGUGAAGUAAUUUUGCACAUGUGCAAAUACAAAGGCAGAUGUCUGACUUUGAUUACUUCUCAGCUUCUCUGCCCCCAGGGCAGGCAACAGGCCUUACUUUCCUUCCUAAAAGGCAGGACUCUUGUACAUUAUUUUGUGUAGGGAGACUAGCCCAUUGUCAGCCUGGGACAGGAGCCAGGGUCACUCCCAUGCUGUGUGGUGGCCCCCGUGUGAAGCCCCGUUCCGAGUGGACACGUGUCUGUAUCAAAGUGCCACUGGUGCAGUUGGUGCUGUCACUCCUGGGGGAGGCCUGUGCAGAGAGGCUGAGGGCUGAAUGCUGGACAGCACACUCCUCUCUUUGCUCUAGGGCACAAUAUAGCAUAUGGCAGGGGCAGCUUGUCCUGUUUCGUGGGGAGUCGCAGGCUGUCAGGCUGUGGGCCAGCUGGUUCAGAGGGCUCUGUUUGUGCUCCCCUCUUUCCCUCAUGAAAAGGGAUUGCUCCUCCCAAGUACGUAUGGGGGGAGGUGGGGGUUAAUGCCUGUCAGGCUAGCUGGGCAGCUGUGAGGAGUUCCCAGACAAAGCUUGGCGGUGUGCCGAGGGGGGUUCCCUGGGGGACCACCAGACGUGGAGUGUGGCAUGCAGCCGCACUCCUCCACUCUGCUGGUGAGUGCUGCCCGAGAUUUGGAUAAGGAGCCCUAGGUCUGUGCUAAGUGGGUUAUCUUGCUAAAGAGAGUGCACUGGCCCCAGCCGUCUUGGCUGGGAGUGUCUGCGGGACGUGGCACCGGGGCAAAGACGAAUGGCUGCUGUUGGCCUCCUUACCAGCUGAUUAAAUGCGGUGGUCGCUGUGGACCACCUGUGCCCUAAAACCAGGGCUGUGUUAGCCUGCCACUUUGGGCGGCUUCAGGUCUCUGUGUGUUGGUGCUGAGCUGAGGCGCUGGCCUGAAGGACUGACUGUUAAUCCAAACAACAAUUCUUCCUUCUUUUAUCUACUGUUCUUUAUUAAGCCAAACCAGAGGUUUAAUGUCUCUGGUUUAGGCCGCCUCCUCAGGAGAUCCUGUCCCUUUUGCUGUGGGUUUACUGCAUCCCUUUAGCUUCUCUAUUUUAGAAUCGGUUUUUAAGUGGUUGCCUGUAUUGGCUUUUGUUUGUUCUGAAGCGCUGACUCUUCUUGUGACGCCCGCUUUGCUGGUGCUGUCAGCUUUAUACCAGGUUAAAACCCAAGUGUUCCACUGGGGGACGGAGAGAAGGAGGAAACUCUUUGCUGCAGGCUGUUUCUGAGGGGAGGGGAUGGGGUCAUUGGAUCCAAGAAAGGGAAGUUUAGGUGUGUCGUCCCCCCCCCCCCCCCCCCGCAAGACAAAAUAGGAAAGUUGGCAUAACCCAUUUCUGGGGGUUUUCAUUCUGCUUUCGAAAGGAGGGGUCCGUGUUCUGAAUGGUUGUAGACUGUUCGAGGCGAAACACUUUUUUUAAGUAGGAGAAUGAAAUCUGCGCACAGGCUACGUUAUGCAGUCAGCCGCCGGGAGGUGGUAGAGAUUUGUGUAAUGCACUCGGGGCACGUGCCGUGAUUCUUCAAGGAUUUGACGUGCUGUUGCAAUAAAGCAUAAAAA